AUGACCACGCCGUCCGCCCUCGCCGCCGCCGUUGCGAACGCUCUCCGCGCAUCGCGCAGCAUGCAGGAGCGACGACCUGCGGACAAGGGUGCACAGAGCUGCCCCUUCGGCCUGCCAGACAUGCAAUCGUCGCGACGAGGACAGGGCAAGAGACAAAGCUCGCUCCCGAGCAGCCUCCACCCACACCUGGUCUCGGGCCAGACGAGCACGACGUCAGAAAAGGAUCCCCCGCCGGAGGGCGGCGGUACAGGAAGGGAGGGGGCCGGAGGGCACGCAUCAUCCUGGGAGGGUUCGUACACCUUCCCUCCCGUCCGUUCUUUCCGUGAUGCGCCGUUCUUUCCUGUAACGCUGAACCCCGCUGCCUUUGAGGAGGGUAGUGGUAGCGGCGGUAGUCGCAAUAGGAGUCAGUCGCCCGAGCCUGCGCCUGCAUCCCGCAGUGCACCCCCGCAGGCGGGGACCCGCUCACAACAGCUCCCAGCCGUCGUGCUUCCGCCUCUCCCGUCCAGAGAGCCUUUGGAAACAGGUCAAACCGACCCUGUACGAUUCACUCCAGGAAGACUCAGAGCGACCCCGUUUCUUGAGUCUCAUACCUCCUCCACCUCCUCCAAUAUCUUUCCCUUCGAAUACGAACCCCACAGAUAUGGGCUAUACGAACCUCCACGCCUAUAUUCAGAGAUCAGACGAUCGGCCAAUCAACCCCCGCCCCUUUCGUUUAUCGUUACGGAACCCGAAGAGGGAGAGCCUGGACCUUCUACGCAGGGACGUAGGACUGUCUCUCAAGAGCAUGAGUACCCACAGAGGGCAGCUGUCCCUGUAUCAGCGCAGGAUCAGCCGUUGGAGUAUCGGCUUGCCCCAUUUCUUCAUCCAUAUCCGCAGUUUGUGGAGGGUCCCCAGCCUACGCAGCUCAGCCCGUUUGUUGACUGGCCCCGGCUUCCUACCUUCGAAUACCACCCGCCCGAGGGUCGGCCGCCCAACCUUCCGCCUCCGCCUGACCAGGCGUCGGGUGUUCGUGCACCAUCAGAGGCAAGAUCUUCUUCACGGGAGAGGCCUAUCCGAGGAAUCCCAUACCGAUCGUACUUCUCCCCAGAGGCUACCAGAGCAGAACGCCGGACACCGGACUCAGGUCAUCAAGAACAGGGUAAUGCUUCAGAUAUCGAACGUCGUGAGUCUCGGAGGGCGGAAAAGCGCCGGCGGGUUGAGCCUGUCCCGGAUGAGCCUGCACCCAGACGAUUCGAUGCCCCAGCGCCGCGUAGCUUCCCUCCGUCUGGUGCUGAAACGAGAUCUGGAGGGCCAGUGAGGGCCGAUGCGGCGUCUUACCAUGAGUUUCCAAGAUGGGCAGAUUCUCCAGCUGCUGUUGCUGCUGUUUCUCACAGGAGUGUGGGCCGAAGCCCGUUCGACGUCGAACCAUCGCGGGCGGAGGAUCCAUAUCCAUGGACUCCGGCCGAGUGGCCGCCGUUCCUCUCCGAGGCUCGGUUCUCUCACCAGUCGUCGGGGACGUCUGGUGAUGAUGGUGAGGACACCGAGGAAAGCGUAGGCAGAGGAAAGGCGCGGGGCGUCGACUUGGAAGAGCAGCAGCCUGAGGCUGCGAGCGGGGGGACGAGCAGCGCGGCACCGCCGGACGAGAAUGAGCGACCUCGGAAAAUCUCCAGAAAGACGGAGGUUGCAUGUCAUUUCUGUAGGCGACGCAAGCUGCGGUGCGAUGGACAGCGCCCGACGUGCCGACAUUGCAUGCAGCGUGGGUUUGUCUGUGAAUACGCAGACCGCCCUCGACGACGGGGGCCCGGCAAGGCUCCCAAAGGCAGCAAGAGAGGUGCGCGGCAGACAAGCGCCGGGUCAAGGAAGGCGGCAGCCGGAAGCAAAGCGAGCGAGGCCACUGGAAGCAGCAGCCGCGAGCCUCCGCCGCCACGGUCUCCUUUGCCACGACCACUCCUACCACCACCAUCACGACCACCACGGUCGCCUCCGCCAGGGUAUGAAGCCGUCGCACCGCCCUCGUACGAAGAGUUUGCGGCACCCGCAGGGACGGGCGGGAUGCCUGCAGGGGGACAGGCGCAGGACGCGUCGGUGGUGCUGCCACACUUUACACGGCUGUACGUGACGAGCGGGCCACGCCUGCACCCGGUCGAGCCGUACCUGGAGGAGUUCUACGACGCGGACGACUACCUGAACCUGACGGAUGCGGAGGAAGAGGGAGAGACGCCUCCUCGGCCGCGGUAA
This is a messenger RNA of Fibroporia radiculosa, 2217 nucleotides long. RefSeq lists its product as uncharacterized. The coding region runs from base 1 to 2217 and encodes 738 amino acids. Gene Ontology annotation, biological process: regulation of DNA-templated transcription. Gene Ontology annotation, cellular component: nucleus. The transcript is spliced from 4 exons. Gene Ontology annotation, molecular function: zinc ion binding; DNA-binding transcription factor activity, RNA polymerase II-specific. Lineage: Eukaryota; Fungi; Basidiomycota; Agaricomycetes; Polyporales; Fibroporiaceae. The record is from RefSeq and is a predicted model, not a curated record.